Messenger RNA from Octodon degus (degu), 1592 nucleotides. RefSeq names its product keratin 23 (gene Krt23). The coding region runs from base 38 to 1306 and encodes 422 amino acids. The record is from RefSeq and is a predicted model, not a curated record. Gene Ontology annotation, molecular function: structural molecule activity. The transcript is spliced from 8 exons. Lineage: Eukaryota; Metazoa; Chordata; Mammalia; Rodentia; Octodontidae.
GACCAAACCCAGCCUGGCCCAGAACACAGAUGGGACCAUGAACUCCAACUGCAGCUUUAGCCAGAGCCACUCAGCCUCCCUCCAUGGCACAGGAGGAGGCCGGGGCCGGCCUGGAAGCUCACCCCGGGCCCGCAGCGUCCACGGCGGUGCAGGGGGCGUCCACGUCUCUCUUUCCUUCUCCAAGCCAAGCUGCUUGCCUAUGGGAGGGGCCUGGACAUCUCAGAAGGGUGGUCCCCUUCUAGGCAGAACUGGGAAGGAGACCAUGCAAAACCUUAACAACCGCCUGGCCUCCUACCUGGACAAGGUGCGCGCGCUGGAGGCUGCCAACCAGAAGCUGGAGAGCCGCAUCCUGCAGUGGCAUCAGGACAGAGAUUCCGGCAGCAAGAAAGAUUACUCCCAGUAUGAGGAAAGCAUCAGCCACCUGCAGGAGCAGAUCGUGGACGGCAAGGUGGCCAACGCUCACAUCCUUGUGCUCAUCGACAACGCCAGGAUGGCAGUGGAUGACUUCAACCUCAAGUACGAAAACGAGCGCUCCUUAAAGAAAGAUCUAGAAAUUGAAGUGGAGGCCCUGCGAAAGACCUUAGAUGACCUGACCAUCGUCACAACGGAUCUGGAGCAGGAGGUGGAGGGGAUGCGGAAGGAGCUCAUCCUCAUGAAGAAGCAGCACGAGCAGGAACUGGAGGGACAGUCCAUGCCAAAUGACUUCAAGGUCAGCGUGAAAGUGGAUGCGACUCCUGGGGGGGAUCUACUCAAGGUCUUGGAGGACAUGCGGCAGGAAUAUGAGGUUAUAAUGAAGAAGCAGCACCAGGACUUGGACGCUUGGUUCAGAGAGCGGGCGGCGGCCGUGUCCCAGGAGGUGGCCAUACCAGCUGCUGUGCAGGGCCACCAGGGUGACGCCCACGAGCUGAAGCGCACCUUCCAGGCUCUGGAGAUUGAUCUGCAAGCACAACACAGCAGGAAAUCUGCGCUGGAGAACAUGCUGCUGGAGACCCAGUCCCGCUACUCCUGCCGGCUCCGGGACAUGCAGCAGAUCAUUUCCCACCAUGAGGAGGAAUUGCUACAGCUGCGCCACGACCUGGAGCGGCAGAGCAACGAGUACAAGGUGCUGCUGGGCAUCAAGAUGCACCUGGAGAAGGAAAUCAACACCUACCGCCAGCUCCUGGAGGGGGACGGCACGGGGGCAAUGGAAGAAGCCAAGUCCAGCACAAAAGUACCUGCAGCUCCGAAGAUCAAGGCCAUCAUGCAGGAGAGUGUCAAUGGAAGAGUAGUUCUUUCUCAAGUGAAUGAGAUCCAAAAGCACGCGUGAGGCCAAUAAAAGUUUCUGCCCGUUGUAAAAACUAUUCUUUUCCAAUGGAAAGUCCUUGCCUAGAGGCUGAUGGGUGAGUGCUAAAAGUUACCCUUGGAGUUAUCAACUCUGAAAUUUCUAGUACUUUUUCUAUUACAAUCUCAUCAGACUCACCCUAACACUUUUGAUACAUGAUACACUUUUGAAAUUUCCAAGUCAAGGUGUCAAUGUGUGAGUUUAAAGCUCGGCUUCCCUACUGUAGUCUUCAGAUUCCCAUCAGCGCGCCUCUGGUUUGUAGCCAAUAAAA